UCUACAGUUAUGCCGACAGAAACAAGCUGAUGUCUUCCUGCGUUAAAGCGAAACUGAAAGAGUUACUAUACUUCUAAAAUUUACAACUGGAUAAUACUCUCAUCUGGAUUGUAUUUCUCCUGCCGCUGCUUACAGUACCUUCCCUAUCUGACUACCACUUCCUCAUUGGCACUGUGUGAAGAUCUGAUCUUGGAACUGAUUGACGCUCACUCUAGGCAGACCACUCUAAGUUGUGCUGGUCUAGGAUCACAGAGGUGAUGCUUCCUGAGCUCAGGUUUGGUUGGCAGUAACUGGGGACCAGUCCGAUCCAUGGAAGGAGCUCUGAACAACAGCCAGGAACGGAGGUCCACUCUUGUAGACUUUGGGUCCAUCAACACUGUACCAUACUCGACCCACACUGACACCAAUGAGGCCACUGCGAACAGGGGUAUCUCUGAUGUACGGAGGACCUUCUGCCUCUUCGUCACUUUUGACCUGCUCUUCAUCACCCUGCUGUGGAUCAUAGAGCUUAAUGCCAAUGGAGGGAUCAAGGAUCAGCUGACCAAAGAAGUCAUUCAUUAUGAUUUCCAUACGUCAUUCUUUGACAUAUUUGUUCUGGCCAUCUUUCGGUUCUCGGUCCUCACCCUGGCCUAUGCGCUCUGUAGGCUGCGGCACUGGUGGGCCGUGGCGAUAACAACAUUAAUCACCUCUGCCUUCUUGAUAACAAAAGUCAUAAUCACUGAGCUUCUUUCUCAGGGGGCUUUUGGCUACCUGAUUCCCAUCACUUCCUUCAUCCUGGCCUGGAUUGAGACCUGGUUCUUGGACUUCAAAGUUCUUCCAAAGGAAGCUGAGAACAACAACCGGCUGCUGCCGGCUGGGGGUGUCACUGAGAGAACCCCCCUCAUCCACUCUGGAACUUUCUCAGAAGGCCAGUUUUACUCACCUCCAGAGUCUAUAGCAGAUUCUGAUCAAGCAGCUGAAGAAGCAGAAGGAGAACCUGUCCAAGAGAAGCCUGUAAAUUAGCACGUAACAUGUGCAUUUUAAGUGGUGUUGUCUUUGUUAUGAUCUAUAGCUACAGCAGCUACCUCGCUAUAAAAUGUAUAAAAAUGAACUGUGGUUUUACCUACAUACAAUUGUAGCAUUUAAAAAAUAUUUGUAAUGCACAAAAUAUGUACAAUAUACUCUUUGUACUACAGAAGUAGUGUACAGUAUAUGGGGCCCUACAUACCAAUCGUAUAAGUAAUACACUGCAGUACUGUAUAUAUCCUUCCAUUGAAAUUAAUAUUACUGUACUUGCUGUAAUAUGAUACUAAUUUGAAAAAUGUUAACUUUUAGUGAUGUUGGGUAGCAGUGUACUCACUUUGGAAUGUAUGUAUAUGUAUGUACAAGCACAAAGUUAAGGUGAUAACCAUUACUACCAAAAUACCAGCAUAUAUUAUUAAUCUCUUUAUAUGUAAUUUGGUCCCGUGAAUUCCUAUCAGUUGUUAAAUUAAGCGAUCUCAUCUAAAAUGCCAUCACUAAUAGAUAUCUCAGUUUGGUUCGUUUUUUCUUUCUAAGGCAGUGAGUCCAUUGCUGAGGAUGACGAUAAAAUAAAAUCCGACAGAAGUGCCUGUUUAAUUAAAUUGUGACGUCAGAGCCUUGGAAAAUGAAUCAAUAUUUCUUUUCAUUUUGAAAUGAUUUGGAUAUAUCCUGAUGUCAUUGAUAGAGAGAAAAAAGCACAUUGCAUGGGAUCUUUUAAAGCAUUUCAAGAAUAAUGUCUCAGAGUUGUUUUUUUACAGCUUUAAUAACUACGCUACGGUAAAAACUCUCUGUUACAGUUUGUUUACAGUUUUGUGACUUUCUCCCGUAAUUGUCCACAGUGCUGCACAUGUGUGUGCUUUUGUGUGUUGUAUCAGCAGACUUUGUGUUUAGGGACUACCUCGAGGAUUAUGGGAGAUGUGUGUGUGAGAGAGUACGUUUGUGUGCUGUGUGUUACCACGUGCCUUAUUUAGCCUCAGGCUGCAAAAGAGUUAUUAAACAAAACAAAGGAGA
Molecule: messenger RNA, 2010 nt
Organism: Brienomyrus brachyistius
Lineage: Eukaryota; Metazoa; Chordata; Actinopteri; Osteoglossiformes; Mormyridae
Product: STARD3 N-terminal-like protein
Exons: 9
Coding region: 310-1002 (230 amino acids)
Source: RefSeq, a predicted model, not a curated record